AUGGCCACAUCGCAAACCGAUCCCGCGUUGAAUCCUGUGGUGCCAUUAUUCAAGUCUUUGGGUCUAACCCAAGCCAAGGCCUUGGAGGCGGCCAAGUCGCCCAAAAGCGCCACCGUGCUUAAGGACAUCAUAGAGAAAUACUCCCUUGUUGGGAGAGCAGACGAAAAGCAAGGAAGUUUAGUUGUGGCGCUGGCUGGACAGCUUGCUAAAUCUGAGAACGUUGGUGAGCCAGAGCGCAAAUACGUUAUUGACAAGAUUUUGGAGGGAGAUUUGAAAUCUGUGGACCAAGUAACGGUGGCGACUAAGUAUGUCGAAACACACCCCGUUCCAGUCAACGAAGCGAAAUUCAAUCAGGAGUGUGGUAUUGGUUACAGUAUUUCACCGGAAGAGGUCUAUGACAAAGUAUUGGCGUACGUUAAGGACAAUGUCGUCGCUGGAUGGAGCUGUCUUGGCUCGGUCAUUUCCGCAAUUCGUUCUACACCGGAACUUCGUUGGGCGACUCCGGUGGAGGUCAAGAACGCGGUGGAGAAGGUGUUCACUGCAAAGUUUGGUCCGAAGGAGAGCUUCAAGGGCAAAGGAAAGAAGGAUACUCUGAAGAUUAAGGCUUCCGUCGCCCUCGUAGCUGAAACUUCUACCCCGAAGAGGACCGUAUUUGAAGAAGGCUUCCUAGGGAACCUACACGAACCCGGUGAAAACCCCCAGAUCAUGCCUCACCUUCGUGAUGCCCAUCUAGCUGCCACUGGCGGUAACGUAUGGACGCGGUUUCCCCCUGAGCCUAAUGGCUAUCUCCAUAUCGGCCACUCGAAAGCUAUCUUCGUGAAUUUCGGAUAUGCCGCUCACCAUGGUGGAAAGUGCUAUCUUCGUUACGAUGACACGAAUCCUGAGGCGGAGGAGGUGCGUUAUGUGGAAAGUAUACUGGAGAUUAUCCGGUGGCUGGGCUACGAGCCGUGGAAGAUUACCUAUUCGAGUGAUUAUUUCACUGAAUUGUAUGACUUGGCGGUCGAGCUCAUUAAACGGGGCAAGGCUUAUGUUUGCCAUUGCUCUCAGGACGAAAUCAAGUCUGAUCGUGGAGGUGGACGUGGACAGCCCAAAUCAUGCAUCCAUCGUGACCGCCCCAUCGAAGAGUCGCUUGUGGAAUUCGAGAAUAUGAAGAAUGGGAAGUAUAAACCCAAAGAAGCCAACCUGCGCAUGAAGCAGGAUCUAAAUGAUGGUAACCCUCAGAUGUGGGACCUUACAGCGUAUCGUGUACUCGAGAAAGAGCACCAUCGUACACACGGCAAAUGGAAGAUAUACCCCACAUAUGACUUCACGCAUUGCUUGGUCGAUAGCUUUGAGAAUAUCUCACAUUCACUCUGUACGACAGAAUUUGUUGCCUCUCGCCAGUCGUAUGAAUGGCUUUGCGAUGCCUUAGAGGUCUAUAAGCCCAGGCAAUCCGAAUAUGGUAGAUUGAAUAUAGAGGGUACGGUCAUGUCGAAACGGAAAAUCCUUGCCCUCGUGAAUGAGGGAUUUGUGAACGGUUGGGAUGACCCGCGUCUCUACACCCUCAUCGCACUAAGGAGGCGCGGUGUACCACCUGGAGCCAUCAUUUCCUUCGUCAGCGGACUAGGCGUUUCGACCGCAUCAUCGAACAUCGAAAUAGCUCGUUUCGAACAAACUGUGAGGCAAUACCUCGAAAACACCGCACCUCGGCUCCUGAUGGUGAUGAACCCCCUCAAAGUCACUAUCGAGAACGUACCUGAAGAUUCAGUAACCAUCGUCGAGAAACCUCUACAUCCCAAGGUUCCAGAACUAGGUGCAAGCAAGAUUCCUUUCACACGCACGAUAUAUAUUGAUGCAGACGAUUUCCGGCUGGAGGAUUCCAAGGAUUACUUCCGGCUUGCACCCGGAAAGACCGUGGGCCUUUUCCAAGCCCCUCACCCAAUUACCUGUACAUCGUACAAGACCGAUCCUGUCUCUGGGAAGGUCGUGGAGUUAAUCUGCCGUUUGGAAAACACAGGAGCUUUUCAGAAGCCCAAAGCUUUCAUCCAGUGGGUGGCAGAACAUGCACCUUCAGGAAGUCCUGUCAUUAUAGACGAAACGAGAAUUUUCAGCCGUCUAUUCAAGAGCGACAAUCCUUCGUCUGACUUCAGAUCUGACAUCAAUCCCAGUAGCUUGGAGGUCGUCAAAGGAGCUAUGCUUGAGGUGGGCUUCCUGCCGUUGGCAUGGCGUGCGAUGGAAGAAGCGAAGAAGGAGAGCAAGACUAGGACAGAGGCUGCAUUGAAAGAUGCCGAACCUCCUGCAGCUGACAACGCUACCCCGCAUGCGACCAGUGGUCAGCUUGUAGGCAAUGAGUGUGUACGGUUCCAAGGCCUUCGAGUUGCGUAUUUUGCUCUGGACAAGGAUACGCGGCUCGCUUGCUUGGAUGGCGGUGCUGAGGUGAAGCAGCAACAAGGAGAUUACCUGGUUCUCAACCGUAUUGUCAGCUUGAAGGAAGAUUUGGGCAAGUCGUGA
Molecule: messenger RNA, 2490 nt
Organism: Guyanagaster necrorhizus
Lineage: Eukaryota; Fungi; Basidiomycota; Agaricomycetes; Agaricales; Physalacriaceae
Product: glutaminyl-tRNA synthetase
Exons: 6
Coding region: 1-2490 (829 amino acids)
Biological process (GO): glutaminyl-tRNA aminoacylation; translation
Cellular component (GO): cytosol; cytoplasm
Molecular function (GO): glutamine-tRNA ligase activity; ATP binding
Source: RefSeq, a predicted model, not a curated record